AUGCGGAAGUCGCCGGCCGUGAUGUACCAGCAGGCGGUCUUCGACGAGUCAGGGAACUUCUUGAUCUUUACUUCGUUGGCUGCAUUAAGCAUCAUUGAGCAAGACAGCACAAGUCCCUCUGCAGAGAAAGCCGAUGUCACUCAUGGAUCUUUGAAACGAAACCACGAUGCUCUGCUAGCUGAUAGCUCGCGUCAGCGAGGCAAAGUGGAGCAGACCGAACGCUUCUUGGGGAUCGCCUUAUAUCAGGGGAAGGCGGUGAGGAAGAAGGCCGGGUUGGGCGAGUCCGUCAUUGAAGGUGAGAAUGACCAGAAGGAGUCUGCGGAUCCCAUUGCGAUCGUGACCGCGUACAAAAAGAACAGGUUCUACCUGUUCAGUACUCGAGAGCCACCAGAGACUCGGAGCGAACGCCACGCGAAGUACGGGAAGUACUUGGGCGAAGUAAGAGAAACGACGGCAGAUUUGGGCCGAGACAUCUUCAAUGAGAAGCCAAGCAAGGAAGAUGCAGCUGUUGCCGCCUCUAUCAGGACAGAGAAUCCUUUGGGGAAGCAGGCCACGAUUCAUACCACCAUGGGGGACAUCGUCGUGAAGCUCUUCCACCAGGAGUGUCCGAAGUCGGUGGAGAAUUUCACGGUGCAUUCCAAGAAUGGCUAUUACGACAAUAUCAUCUUCCACCGAGUCAUUCAGGGCUUCAUGAUCCAGACGGGUGACCCCCAGGGCGAUGGCACCGGCGGAGAGAGCAUUUGGGGCGGCGAGUUCGAGGAUGAGUUCCACCGGAACUUGAAGCACGACCGGCCCUUUACCCUCUCCAUGGCCAAUGCAGGGCCCAACACCAAUGGCUCCCAGUUCUUUGUGACCACUGUGCCAUGCCCAUGGCUCGAUGGCAAGCACACGGUCUUCGGCCGCGUUCUACAGGGCAUGGACGUGGUUCAAAACAUUGAGAAGACCCAGACCAACUGCGAUGACAGGCUGUUGCUGUAA
Molecule: messenger RNA, 978 nt
Organism: Durusdinium trenchii
Lineage: Eukaryota; Dinophyceae; Suessiales; Symbiodiniaceae
Source: the annotation of a GenBank genome assembly